This is a messenger RNA of Chelonus insularis, 1155 nucleotides long. It is a transcript of the gene Clic, whose product is annotated as chloride intracellular channel protein 5. Gene Ontology annotation, biological process: chloride transport. Bases 259 to 1044 code for a protein of 261 amino acids. The transcript has 4 exons. Gene Ontology annotation, molecular function: chloride channel activity. NCBI's taxonomy places the organism in Eukaryota, Metazoa, Arthropoda, Insecta, Hymenoptera, Braconidae. Gene Ontology annotation, cellular component: cytoplasm; apical plasma membrane. The record is from RefSeq and is a predicted model, not a curated record.
UCCUGACUGCUUCUCCCAGUGAUCAAACAAGCACAACAGUAAUAUUUUGCACGACCACUCGUUGCACUUGUCGAAUAAAUUUGUCAGGUGCAAGUUAUUCAUUAUCUCACGUGAAAUAUAACCAUUUAUUUAUGUACAUAUACGUAUAAAUUCAAGUGGUGUAUAAAUAAUUUUUGUUUAAAAUCCUAAUUUUGAUUCAAUUCGUUGGAAAAGAAAAGUAAAAUAUUUUUGGGGCAUACGAAAAGUACUAAUCAAACGAUGGCGGACGACGGACAUGAGAAUGGUUCAAGUAACGGCCAAGUUCCUCAAAUUGAAUUAAUAAUCAAGGCCUCAACAAUCGAUGGAAGACGAAAAGGAGCUUGUUUGUUUUGUCAAGAAUACUUUAUGGACUUGUAUCUACUUGCUGAAUUAAAAACAAUUUCUCUAAAAGUUACUACAGUGGAUAUGCAAAAACCCCCACCUGAUUUUCGCACCAAUUUCCAAGCCACGCCCCCACCUAUUCUUAUUGAUAAUGGAGAUGCUAUCUUAGAAAAUGAAAAAAUCGAAAGGCACAUUAUGAAAAAUAUCCCUGGUGGACAUAAUCUUUUUGUACAAGAUAAGGAAGUGGCAACGCUUGUUGAAAAUUUAUUUAGCAAAUUAAAGUUACUUCUCUUAAAUGCGAAAGAAAAAGAUAAGGAUCCAAAAUCCUCAUCAUUAAUGGCACAUCUUCGCAAGAUCGAUGAACAUUUGGGCCGGAAAGGCACACGCUUUUUAACUGGAGAUACGAUGUGUUGUUUUGAUUGUGAAUUAAUGCCACGUUUACAACAUAUUAGAGUUGCAGGAAAAUACUUUGCUGAUUUUGAAAUACCUGAGUCUUUAGUUCACUUGUGGCGAUAUAUGCAUCAUAUGUAUAGGCUAGAUGCUUUUCUACAAAGUUGUCCUGCAGAUCAAGACAUUAUCAACCAUUAUAAACUUCAACAGAGCAUGAAGAUGAAAAAACACGAGGAACUUGAAACGCCGACUUUCACAACAAGUAUCCCCAUUGAGGUCAACGACGAUGAAUAAAAAAGUAAAGAAUCUACUUGAUGGAGUGUCACACAUGUCCAUAACUUUAUAGCGGACACUCUGUUAUGUACUACGUAAAUAGUUAAUAAAACUAUUAAGCCAAUUUAAAAA